GGGAGCUCCAAUUUGGUUUAUGCAUUCCAGAUAUAAUCUGGUCAAUGCGAUCAUCCAGGGAAAGUACCACCGCGGACCCAUUCGAUGGAGAAGAAAAGCUAUUGUCCUAGAAAGCAUCGUCUUCUCCUAUACAUUCCUAGAACACUGUACUUACUUCGCUUUCAGUGAAGAUGGAGAAACUUUGCUGAGUUGUUGUAUUUUCGAUUCAUCGACCGCCUAUUUGAUUCAAUGGAAAUAUGCUCCUCAUCAGGGACUCUUGCCGCUUCGUUGCCUUCACUGUGUUAUGUUAAAAUGCGAGCAACCCUUUUCGACUGCAUUUUGCCUUGCGGAGUGUGAUAAGUCUUUUUGGGUGUCCUAUUUCGUUGAACCUUCCUUCCCAACUUAUCAUCUUUCUCUCACCUUCAUUCAGCAAAAUAUGACAAUUAUCUAUCACAGCCAAUAUCCGUGUAAUCAUUCGUCCGCUUUUCAAAUGGAUUCGCGUUUAAUCACCUACACCUCCGAUUCUUGCUGCUCUAUUCUCCCUUACCCCAAUGAAUUUGAGCUGGUUCUCUGUGAAACAAACCCAGCAAAGUCACAUUCCGAGUCAUUCGACUACGAGUGGAAGUCCGCUCAAUCUCGUCGCUUUCUUCAAGAAUCGAAGUUUCCCAUCCUUUCUUCAGCAAAAUCAAACCUCUCCUUUCUCGCCUCUGCACCUCAUCGUCGCUGGUUCUCCAUCAUCUACCCGCAUCCCAACUCCCCCGUCGUUUUGAAUCUCGCUUCGUUUUUUAUCUCCGAUCGUGGCGUCGACGCGUUUUCCAGAGAAUUCCAGAACGAAACCAACGGAAUCAAGGUAGGAACAGUAGCAGCAGCAGUAGUGAGUAACGAUCCAGGUCAAAAUCGGCAAGGUUUCGAUCACAGAGCUGUGUGCUGCGUGCUUUCCGGGCACUUUUAUCCACUAUUUUUCGUAUUCCAUAAUUCAGUCCUAUUUGUGCCAUUCGCGCUGCUUUGUGCCACACGUUCAGCUCGCGUGCUUGGUGCUGGCGAGCAGCCUGCAGGCUUCUGA
Molecule: messenger RNA, 1042 nt
Organism: Blastocystis hominis
Lineage: Eukaryota; Bigyra; Opalinata; Blastocystidae
Exons: 5
Coding region: 20-1042 (340 amino acids)
Source: RefSeq, a predicted model, not a curated record